Suillus subaureus is the source of this 1799-nucleotide messenger RNA. RefSeq names its product Haloacid dehalogenase-like hydrolase-domain-containing protein. The coding region runs from base 1 to 1521 and encodes 506 amino acids. The transcript is spliced from 5 exons. Lineage: Eukaryota; Fungi; Basidiomycota; Agaricomycetes; Boletales; Suillaceae. The record is from RefSeq and is a predicted model, not a curated record.
AUGUCAUCUACCUCGAAUUACACCACUCUCAUCUUCGACAUCGGUGAUGUUUUGUUCUCUUGGUCCCCACAGACCAAAACCUCCAUAUCCCCAACCACCCUACGUAAAAUUCUUUCUUCCCCCACAUGGAUUGACUACGAGAAGGGGAGGAUUUCCCAGGCUGAGUGCUAUGCUGCGGUCGGCGGCGAAUUCUCUGUAGACCCCACAGAGGUCGGUCGUGCGUUCCAAGAUGCUCGUGACUCUCUGCAGUCCAACGAAAAGCUCAUAUCGGUUAUUCGACAUCUCAAAGCACACUCGGAUGGGAUGUUACACGUCUUCGCCAUGUCAAAUAUUUCUGCGCCUGACUAUGAAGUCCUUCGUACCAAGCCUGUUGAUUGGUCGUUGUUCGACGGCAUCUUCACCUCCGCCGGCGUGGGCGAGCGGAAGCCUAACCUCGGCUUCUACAAGGCAGUGAUUUCAGGCACAGGGGCUGACCCCUCACGCACUAUUUUUGUGGACGAUAAAAUAGAGAAUGUCCUCUCCGCGCGUUCGCUUGGAAUGCAUGGUAUUGUUUUCGACGAUCAACGUAAAGUCGUCCGCGCGCUUUAUAACCUACUUGGAGACCCUGUCGAAAGGGGCAGACAAUACUUGACCGUGAAUGCGAAGAAACUCCUAUCUGUAACUGACAACGGCAUUUUCUUACGGGAGAACUUCUCUCAGCUCCUGAUACUGGAGACAACUGAUAACCGGAGUCUCGUCAAUUUGACUGAUACACAUCGGACGUGGAAUUUUUUCCAAGCUGAUUUGGUAUCAGGAAAACCAUCGCUUACUACUGAAGAGUUUCCUUUUGACCUGGAUACCACGUCCCUUGGGUUGACCGUAAUGGGCAGCCCUGAAGACGUAGCACACUCCGUCAUGGAUGACAUGCUUGACUACAUUGAUGACGAUGGGAUUAUUCAGGUACUUGUAUGCGUCAACGCGCUCACGUUGUUCUAUUUUUAUGGACGCGGCCAUCAGCUCGAUCGCACCCUUCACUGGAUACGUGAGGUGCUCCUGCAUAGAGCUUAUCUCGAUGCCUAUAUAAAGCCGCUGCUGAUUGAACGUGUUCAGGAGCGCAUAGGGGCUGAUGGUGACGCUCUGGCGCUCUCCAUGCGCCUCCGGCUUUGUGCCUACCUUGGACUACGCAACGACGUUGAUCUUCGCACUUUGCUUCCUCUGCAAUGUGAAGAUGGAGGCUGGGAAAUCGGGUGGAUCUACAAAUACGGGUCCUCCGGUAUUAAAAUCGGAAACCGCGGUCUUGCCACAUCCCUGGCCAUGAAAGCCAUUCUGGAGAUGCAACAACGCUUCCCUAGUCCCCCUUCGUCCCCUUCUGUGGCACCCGCUGUUCCCCUCGUCAAACAGGCUAAUACCACUGCACAAUCUCCUCCUGAGCGCUUUUUGCAGCGCAAGAGCGACUCUUCAACUACUCACAGCUCUAUUGCAGUGAGCCCAUCAGCCAGUACGAGGGAACACCCAUCAAUUGUUCCAUUGGUUCUAGGAUGAUUGAAGAAAUGACGAAAGCUGCGGAUGAGGCAGGGUUCUGACGACAGAUUUCCCGCCGUGGUUCGUGGCGCUUUUUGCUUUUUCUCGCUGUCCAAUAUGUGCGAUACUUUCAAAAAACGAAUAUGUACCAGUAUUACUGUGCCCUUCUGUGCCAUUUGUUGUCCUUGAGCGGAAUCCUACGCACUUACAGCAAUUCUAGAUUUUCGUUGUCAAGUCUAGACCCCUCGCAUCACCAUAAUGUAACCGUUCCAUGUUAUCAAGGUCCUUAUAUGAUUCCA